UUAUUUCACAUGAUGGCAAAGACGUUCACGUGCAUGUAAACUGAUUCGUUCAGUUCAGCGUUUACAACCCCGCUCCCGGGAUGUUAACACCCCUCUGUUUUUGGAAAGUCGCCUCUUGAUUUAUUCGCAAUAACUUCGGUCGGUCAGACAUGCUGCAGUUUCAUCUCAAGACCUUUUUUUUUUCCUCUCAAAGCCAAUCUGUGGACCUUCCUAUGAGUCUGAUAUCCAGUGGAAUUAAAUGGAACCUGUCUCCUGAGAGCUGGGGGCGGGAGGUGGUGAACGAGGCGGCUGCAGGUGAACCGUGAUUGACACGUUCAUCAGCAUUUGACACUUCGCCGCCCUAGUCAAUUGUCUGGUGCGCCUAUGGUCGCGCCGGCAUUGUGUAUGAUGGUGUUGGGUCGUCCAACUGGAGCAGAGCAACACAGACGGACGGAGCGUGUCCACGAACACACCGCUGGGACUUCACUACGGUCCGCACCGAUGGCAAUCAGCUCCAGGAGGAUGUUGCGAUGGCUGGUUUGUGGUCGCUUGGGUCCAGUGUGGAUGUGGAAGGCAUUGCUGCUCUUCGUGGCAAUUGCCUUCGCCAGCCAGCUGUUGGGGGUCAUCUUCAACAAGAGCAGUGUCCACCCAGCUGCUCACUCCAUUUUCUCGUCCCCUGAUGCUCAGGGGCCCUCUUUGGGCUCCUGUCAGCCCCACACCCACAUCAUGUUCCUGAAGACCCACAAGACGGCCAGCAGCACUGUGCUCAACAUGCUGUACCGAUUUGGAGAAGAGCGCAACCUUCGCUUUGCCCUGCCAAUGGGCUACCAGCUGGGCUAUCCACUGCCCUUCAAUGCUCACAGGGUCAAAGGUUAUCGGGGUCCUGGAGCCAUGGAGUUCCACAUCAUGGGAAAUCACAUGAGAUUUCACAAGCUGGAGGUGGAGAAGGUGAUGCCGGAAGACACCUUUUACUUUUCUAUCAUCAGAGACCCAGUUUCCCUGGCUGAGUCCUCCUUUGCUUAUUACAAAGAGGUAGCACCUGCCUUUCGGAAAGCCAAAGGCUUGGGCGACUUUGCUGAUGACCCGAAGAAAUACUACGACCCUCGUCUACGCAAUAAUCACUAUGCCCGUAACCUUCUGUGGUUUGACUUUGGAAUGGACCACAAUGCUAAUUUCUCUAUGGCACUGGCUCAGCGUGGUGAGGCCAUGAUCCGCCGGGCCUUCAAGCUGAUUCUGGUGUCUGAGUACUUUGAUCAUUCCAUGAUCCUGUUGAGGCACGCCCUCUGCUGGCCACUGGAUGCUGUGGUCUCUUUCAGCCUUAAUGCCCGCCAGCAGAAGCCCAGUGGCAUUGGGGUGAUGAGUGGGAGCUGGGUGGGCAAAGCUGUGGCUGGUGUCGGUGUUAGAGGAGGACAUUCUCAAGCCAAAAUGCCGCCCAAUCUGCCACUCACAGAGGAACAGCGCGAGAGGCUGCGGCAGUGGAACGCCUUAGACUGGUACUUAUACAAAGCCGUCAACCAGACCUUCUGGGAGGAAAUUCAGAGGUUUGGUCUCACUGAGAUGGAGCAGGAAGUAGCUCUUCUCAGGACACGGCGGGAAGAACUGGCCCGGGUUUGUCUCAGGGAUGGUGGGAAACCUGUGGAGGCAUACCGGAUCCGAGAUAAAACCAUCCGGCCAUUUCAGAGUGGAUUAGUAAAGAUUCUUGGCUAUGAGCUUCAUCCGGGGCUGGACAACACCACCAGAACAGCCUGUCUGAGAAUGAUCAGGCCAGAGAUCCAGUACAAAGACGUGCUUGAUGCUAAACAGUUCCCACGGGAUUCAGCAGCUCAAGUCCAGCCAGGGCAACAGGGCCAGGGACGGAUGGUCUCAGCCGGUGGCUCUUUUUUAAGACAAGACUCCUCGAGAACAGGAGAGACGCUGGUGGUGGGAGAGGUUGGGGGGAGGACAGUGGAGGAAGGGGAGAGAGACUGGGAUGCAAGCCAUUCAAUUCGGACCAACCAGACUUUGAUGCGAGGAAAAGAAAAAGGAAGGUUGAGAUAGUUUGAGACUGAAGAGCUCCCGUGUCUUCAGUGCUACCUCCAGGAUCACGGUACUUCAGCACCACUUCAUAUUACACUGCACCUGACUGUGCAUCCUUUCCCACCAUUUAAUUUGCUUUUAGGAUUGCCUUCUUUGUUAUGAGCUGAGACUGAAAUGUUCUCGGACCUGAUUUUUUGAGGCCAUUACGUUAAGAGGCGUUAAUAUUUGACAGUAAACAUUGAACAUAUUUCUCUUUCUACUCAAACUUACAGUGUCAGAUCAACAUUAUCGAUACGGAUUCCUGGAUGUAGACCUUCUUUAGAAAUGACCUUAAAAACUUCUGUAGCAUUUCUGACCUGACAUUUUGUUACUUAUCAGCCAAAACUCACAUCAAUAUAUCUGUUAUAAAUUGUCAGUGUAUUGUUCAGGCUCCAAUGCAACAGAUGACAAACAAAUAUUUUUCGGAAAAACUUCAACUUUCCCUUCAGAGCCACCAUCAGAUAUUGAUAUAAUUAUAAUAUAUAUAAUUCUAAUGGGCACAUGUUCUUGACAGUUGGACUAAAUAUUGGACAGUUCAUUGUCUUUCUUUAGCGCCACCCUUAGUUCAACCCGUCAACUUUGGAUAUAGGAUGCAGAUUGCUUUAAGACACAUCCACCACAUACUUGUUUUACGGUGAAACUGAUCCACAUCUAUCAGAUGUUAGCCUUUCCAUGACACCACUGUUUAAUCAGCAGCAGGAGAAACACAAAUUUCAAAACAUUUUUUCAUGCCUUAGGAAGUCAUAUAAUGUACCAGGGCUUUAAAACCUUGUCCCUCUGUAUUUAAUAUUCUAUUUGCCAUGUGUACAUACUGUAUUUAUCAGGGCUUGUUCUCUGUAGGGGUUCGUGAUGAGAGGAGGAGUGUGCCUGUUGCAGUAUGAUGGAAUUUACUAUUGAUGUUGGGGGAAAAAAACAUUGAUCCAAAUGUGCCAGUCAGUAACUCGGGCUGGGCCGUUAUUCAAUAUUACCAUUUCAUUUCACUAGGAUGGUUGCAUCAGUCACAUCAUGUUUUUCACAUAGUUUAAUCACAGAAGUUUAGAUUUUUCAGCAGAUUGCAGCUUUAAAAAGAAACAAAGUUAGUUGUUAGUGAUGUUUAGGUGUGAAGAGGGCAAUCUCACUAUACAUGAUUAUGAAAAAUAUUCAUUACACUGAACAGAAGUUUGAUUAUUUCAUGUGUACACAUGAUUUCAUGAUGAAUACAAAAAUGGUUCUGUGACCACUUUGUAUACACAACUAUGUUAAAUUCCCACUUACAUUCACAAUUAUACAAAUCCAUUAUGUGCUGAUAGCUAACAGCAACUAAAGUGUGCAUAAUUUUCAAUUUUUUCAAUUGUAUUUACAUGGCUGUCUUCCCAAGCUCUGUUUUUGCUUCAAACAUUUUUACUGAUAUGGUACUGUGACUUAUUUUGUAGCUUGUUACAAGUAUUAAAGGUUUCCUUUAUGAACAUGGUGUAUGUUAUAUUGUGUGUAAGAAUGAUGCAGAAUAUAAAAUGUACAUCUUUUGUCAAACCUCUUUAAUUUUUCAAGGGAAAAUGAGCACAUGCUCUAAUUCAUUUUGUUCAUCUCUGAUAAUGCACAUUUUAUUCCAACAGCUUCCAUCUCCGCCUGCUAUCCUCACAUCCUGGAUUACAAUUGACAGGAAGUACUUGAAUAUUCUCAAAUUAUUACAGAUUUGACUGAAGUGGAAGUGCAAAUGUUCAUUCAGAAUGCAAUGGUGUACCCUGGCUUGGAUUUUACUUGAAACUGCAUAUAUAUUUGUGGGAAAUUGUAAUAGACCAUGCUCUUUGUGUGCAUCCACUGAGUUGUUUCUUUUCUGGUACUGAAUAAAACAUUUCUUUAAUGUCAUUAGUUGUUCUCCUGGUCUUAACUUUCAUGUUUAUUCAUUCAGCUGGAUAAUAAACUGUUUGAUUGCA
Messenger RNA from Hippoglossus stenolepis (Pacific halibut), 3947 nucleotides. It is a transcript of the gene gal3st4, whose product is annotated as galactose-3-O-sulfotransferase 4. The transcript is spliced from 5 exons. Bases 364 to 2016 code for a protein of 550 amino acids. Gene Ontology annotation, biological process: glycolipid biosynthetic process. The record is from RefSeq and is a predicted model, not a curated record. Gene Ontology annotation, cellular component: membrane. Gene Ontology annotation, molecular function: galactosylceramide sulfotransferase activity. Lineage: Eukaryota; Metazoa; Chordata; Actinopteri; Pleuronectiformes; Pleuronectidae.